AUAACACACAUGGUAGCUUCUAACUCCGUCAGCUCGUGGCCUGUUGCUCACUCGCAGUCUGGUCGCAAGUCGCUGAAGUCGCCCGCACGACUCGCACGAGUUUAAAGUGAAACAACGACGUCGUUCCUCUAUACGACCAGGCCUGCGAGAUGCCACGGAGAGAAAGGCUUUCGAUUGGCCGUAAACCGGCGGGUACUGUAGAUGCUGCUGCUGCUGCAGUUGCUGCGAAACAAGUCGUGUCAGGAGAAGACAGCUCCAUUCCGGCAGUGCUGACCGUGGAGUGGGAAACAAAAACUAAUGGCACUGGACACCAUACCUAUCAAUAUAACGCUGUCCAGGAAGACAACCGUCCGGUGGUCAGGCGCGGACAACCGUUCACCUUGAAGAUCACGACUGACCAGAAAUUUGAGCGAAAAAAAAACGUGAUGAGACUGAGGUUCGACAUUGGUCCGAAACCAAAAAAUGCUGUGAGGACCCGAAUGCUAAUUCACUUGAGGAAGCCGAAUGCGCCGGAUCUCGGAAAUAAAGAGUGGUCAGCCAAGGUUCUGUUCGCGGACGGAAACACGCAGACGAUCGAGGUGAUGCCGGCCGCCAACUGCCCCGUCGGUCGCUGGAAGCUCAGCGUCAUCACCGAGUCUAAGGCUACUAAAAAGACAAGAGUCUUCAACGAAAAGGAGUCUGUCUGCAUUUUGUUCAAUCCAUGGUGCAAAGAUGAUCAAGCGUACAUGGCAAGUGAUGAGGAAAAAGAAGAAUAUGUCUUGAAUGACUUGGGCAAGAUCUGGUGUGGAUCCGCGAAGAGAAUGCGCUACCGUGUAUGGAACUUUGGGCAGUUUGAAGACAUGAUCCUCGAUGCUGCUCUGAGGGUCGUAGAAGAGUCUGGGCUGGAUCCGUCGAUGUGGGGCAACGCUGCGCAAGUCAUCCGAUCAAUCUCUGCAAUGGUGAACGACGUUGACGAUAACGGAGUAUUGGCGGGUAACUGGAGCGGAGAGUAUAUGGGAGGCACCGCACCCACGGAGUGGCAGGGAUCGGUGCAGAUACUGCAGCAGUGGUUCACGACCAAGGAAGCCGUCAUGUACGGCCAGUGUUGGGUGUUCUCCGGUGUUUCCACCAGUGUGAUGCGCGCGCUCGGCAUCCCUUGUCGCAGCGUCACUAACUUCGCGUCUGCGCACGACAGCAACAUGAAUAUCACCGUCGACGUGCACUUCAACGAAGAGCUGGACACCAUUGAGGAAAUGAACGUCGACAGCAUCUGGAACUUCCAUGUGUGGAAUGAGGCUUGGAUGGCUCGCCCUGAUCUACCUAAGGGCUACGGUGGCUGGCAAGCAUUAGAUGCGACACCACAGGAGGCUAGCGAUGGUGUCUACCGCGCUGGCCCGGCCUCUGUUGCGGCAAUUAGGCGAGGUGAAGUGGGGCAGAUGUACGACGCUCCAUUCAUAUUCGCCGAAGUCAACGCUGAUGUCGUUCACUGGAUCUAUAAGGGAGAAAACUGCCCAAUGGUCAAACUAAGAUCAUACGGUCAAGUUGUUGGAAAACUUAUCAGUACAAAGCGACCUGGGCCACUGACCGACAAUCACGAUGACCGGAUGGACCUGACGGACAGCUACAAGCCAAAGGACCGUUCACCGGAGGAGAUACAUGCUUUUCUGAAUGCCCUCCAGUGCGUGGACAGCAGUAGUCUGCAAGCAUACGGAGGAGGACAGGAUGUCGAGGAUGUGGAAUUUACGUUGGAGGACAGGGACGAUGUGCUCAUUGGCUCUAACUUUUCACAUGUUCUAAAGUUGAAAAACACGUCGAGCAAGGUGCGCACCGUCGAAGUCAACUUGCACAUCAACACCACCUUCUACACCGGUGUGGUGGCGUACAAAGUGAAGACGGAAAAGACUUCAGUCACGAUCAAGCCAAAUUCCACUGCUGAAGCCGCGAUCUCGGUGACAGCCGACGAUUACCUGGACCUACUCGUCGAUCAGGCAUCCUUCCAGGUGUUCGCCUGUGCCAAAGUCAAGGAAACAAACCAGAUAUAUUCCGCCGAAGAUGACUUCCGAGUUAGAGCACCAAAUGUCAGCGUGGAGGCGAUUGGUCCAUUCAAGGCGGGUAAGCCGAUAAAACUGGAUUUCUGGCUGGACAACCCACUGCCAAGGACUCUAACCAAUUGCUAUUUCAUAAUCGAAGGGCCUGGUAUUGCCAAGCCGGUGAAACUUCCCUGCAGUAAUAUGCAGCCAAAAGGCGGGACGGCCAUGUCCUACGCAUGUACGCCGAAGAAGCCAGGCAAUAAAGCCAUUCUUGUGAGUUUCUCCUCCAAGCAGCUCAAGGACGCAGACGGCUUCCUCAAAUUACAGGUGGAGAAGUAAGAAGAGAUGUAGAAUGGGUCAACGUUUAAUAAAGGCUCUAUUGCAUUAGGCAUGUAGGCGGCAACACGGAUAAUAUAAUAACAAUCAAGACUCCAUUGAAGAUCAUGUUAACGAUCUCUGGAUACUAACUUCUAUCAGUAAGUACGAGGUAACUAGAUACGUAUUGACAAUAAUCGCAAAAAAGAAAAAUUUAAUAAAAAUAUGUUCUUCGAUACUGUACGCUGGGAUUGAUAAGAAUUUUACGUUUUUUCGGAUAAAACUAAAAUGGUUCUUUAUUGAAAUAAAUGAAAUAAUUUCGUGAAAUCUUAGAUGAGCCACUUGCACGCGGUGUAACUGAAUUUUGUCUCUCAUCAUUAACUCCGUUAGUUACCGUUAACUCACUUCUUUGACACCGAAUUUAAAAUGACACUUGUGAUGCUGGUCGCAUGAUAAAUUAGCGUAUUAUUCCUUCUGGCUUCAAUAAAGUGUCAAAUCACUUUCAA
Priapulus caudatus is the source of this 2830-nucleotide messenger RNA. Its product is annotated as hemocyte protein-glutamine gamma-glutamyltransferase-like. The transcript has 19 exons. NCBI's taxonomy places the organism in Eukaryota, Metazoa, Priapulida, Priapulimorpha, Priapulimorphida, Priapulidae. Gene Ontology annotation, molecular function: protein-glutamine gamma-glutamyltransferase activity. Bases 150 to 2348 code for a protein of 732 amino acids. Gene Ontology annotation, biological process: peptide cross-linking. The record is from RefSeq and is a predicted model, not a curated record.